CCUCUGGCAGUUAAUCAGAAGCUUCAUUCGUUGUCGGUAUUCAGAUCGGCACACGGAGCUCAACAGGACGGCGCGCGCGCUCUGUACAAGCCCGGAAUCCGACACGUGGAUGGAUGGCUCGUAUAAUUUGUGGAGGCAAUAACAUUCAUACAUACUGACACCAUCGGAUCAUCUGCCUGUCGGUUCUUUGUGAGCGCCUACCUAUCCGAACUCAUAGGCCAUGAUGUCAUUGGAUAUCUUGCAAUAAGACCUUAGAUUUGCUGAGCUUUCGAAUACUAUGGGGAUGUAGCCCUUUUAUCGUCAUGUCAAGUCACAUGCCACCCUGGAUCUCAAGGUCUAGCUAGAAGAUUGUGAAAUAGAGACAGGCAUAUGCAAUUGAAGGCUAAGCCCCAUUAAUCCUUGUCAUGAUAUCUCAAAUCUGGAGACGAUGAUUUGAAUAUGUCGAUGAUAGAGAUAUGGAUGACUAAGGUAGAUAACAAAGUACUGGUCGCACCUUAGGUAGCUAGAUUCACUAGACUACAUGCCUUGCGCCAUAUAUACAGGAGCAGGGACAAGAUCAAAGUGCAACCUCUUGAAUCAACUGAUCAUCAACGGGUAUAGAGGCACAUACUAGAGAAAUCUGUUGUGUUAUUUAUCCCUGGGGUACUUGGCAGUCGUAGUCUAGGCUCUUUGUUACCGAACAUCCCGACAGCGUGUGUAAGCCUCGUCCACGUCUGCUGGCCAAUGCAUCCAUGCUUUGCAAAAGUUACAGUAUGUAGUAGGUAGUGGAGGGCCCAGUGGCCGAGGCUCUUUGCACAAUGACGUUUUACUAGAUAAUACUUUACACCAUGAGUCAGUCUCACAAGCCUUACCCGCAAAGCAAGAUAGAUAGGUAAUAAGCAUGAUUGUUUCCCAGCUUUCCCCAUCAAACGGCAACCUCGGACUCAUCAGCAGCAAAUAAUGAACGGCCGGCAUCCGCGCGUUGUCAAAUGCCGGCUGCGUCUUUUGAUCUUCAGCCCGUGGCAUCCGAUCAUAUUCAUGCACGAACUCAUUCGACUGUUAUCUUAAAAGGCCGCAGCUACUUCUCUUUGAUAGCUCUCCUAUAAUUCCAUGUAUUGAUUUGUCUCCCAGAGAACAUUGUAUAUUCAGUUGAUUUAAUAGAGCUUUUACAAUCUUCCCCAGACCGACAUAAAGGACAUUGGCCGGACUGCAAUUACUUGCUCAGCCUAUCCAUUUCGACAAUAACUCGAUUCAUCUAUCUAAAUUGUCCUCAGCCUGCUUUAAUUACCAUCAACGACCCGAUGGUAUCCUUAACUGCCCCGCUUUCUGGCCGGAGCACCGAGCAGCCGGCCCCGGAACUACAACGACCAGUACCGAGAUCACUCGGGGAAGCUCUACGAGCCGCUGGUAUGACAAUUGAUGGGCCCAGCCCAGGACUUGGCUCUGAAACACCAAGUGAAGAGGAUUACGACGAGAAUGUUCGACCGACCCUGACAGAGCCAUCAGGUCUCCGGCAUCGUUAUGCCCAUCGCGUCCAGCCUCGACCAGAAACCAUAUCCCUGUCCGGCACUGAGUUUGAAAAACUGCAAAAAGAGCCUGGGUUGCGCUUCAAGCGUCGUGACUCGGGUAUCCAUCUUGUUCUAGACGAGGACAAUAGCCUGCAACGACUACUUAAAACUAGCUCAGAGUGGUCACAAGAAUCGACCGGCCCAAAGCAGAGACGGCGAAAGUUUGCCGAUCUUGUCUUCACUAGCCAAUUCUCAGCCUUUGACCGUCAUAGCCCCUCAGCGUCGAACAGUCCGUUUCAUGGGUUUUAUACGUUGUUUUGGCUCGCCGUUGCUCUUUUCGUCUUCAAAAUCUCGGUCCAGAACUGGCAAGUCUACGGAAACCCCCUUGGGACGAACGAAAUCGUGCAGACUAUGUUCCAUCGAGAUGUUGUCGUCCUGCUUCUCUCGGAUGGCAUCAUGUGUGCCCUCACAGCAGUGACUUGGAUCAUCCAGCGGCUUGUUUCUGCCAACUACAUCAACUGGGAUGGUGCUGGAUGGGUUAUACAGAAUAUGUGGCAAACGGCCUUUCUGGCUGGCGUAGUUGGCCUGACUCUCUGGCGUGACUGGCCAUGGACUCAUACUGUGUUUUUUGUCCUUCAUGGCAUCGUCAUGCUGAUGAAGCAGCACUCCUACGCCUUCUACAACGGUCACUUAUCGACAGUCUACAAACAGCGUUCCAAGAUAAUGAAGAAGCUUAGGCAACUAGACCUAGUUGAUCCAGCCAUGACCCCAUCGCAGACUGAACCCCCGGCAUCAGCCAUAUCAACACAACAUCUUAGUGUUACUCCUUCAGCCGAAGAGCGCCGAAAGUCCAUCUCUGCGCAACCUGGCCAGGAAGAAAGUGAUAUAGAUAAGAUUUCACGAGCCAUUGCUUCUCACCAGCCCUUGGACGACGAGCAAGUUGCUCUCUUUGAGCGCAUCAUGAAGUGGGAGGUGGAUGCAAUGACCGAUGAACUCAAGGGAACAGGAGCCACCAUAGGCAAAGCUUACCCCAACAACCUGUCUUUCAUCGAUCACUACAAAUGGAUCCCUCUGCCAACUCUUGUUUAUGAGAUAGAAUACCCACGAUCCGAUUCUAUCGACUGGUCGUACAUAUUGGAGAAGUUUACUGCAAUGUUUGGGGUCCUGUUUGUGAUGGUUCAGGUCUCACAGCACUCUAUUUAUCCCGCCGUCAUGAAGACCAUUGAGAUGAAGGAGAAUGGCGUACCACUGGCUGGGAGAUUUCAGGAGUUUCCCGGGUUGCUUCUCGAUCUGAUCUUCCCUUUCAUGAUGGAGUAUCUGCUUGUCUGGUAUCUCAUUUGGGAAACUAUCCUGAACAUCCUGGCUGAGUUGACAUAUUUUGCCGAUCGGAACUUUUAUGAUGCUUGGUGGAACAGCGUCUCUUGGGAUCAGUUCGCCCGGGACUGGAAUCGACCUGUUCACGUUUUUCUUCUCCGCCACGUCUAUCAUAGCUCUAUAUCAUCUCUGAAAGUCAACAAGCACACGGCCACACUGAUUACAUUCUUUCUUUCAGCUUGCGUCCACGAAUUGGUCAUGUGGUGUCUGUUUAAGAAGCUAAGAGGCUAUCUCCUGUUCCUUCAGAUGUGCCAACUACCAUUAGUGAGGCUGAGCCGCACCAAGUGGUUGCGUGGGCGCAAGACACUAGGCAACUUGAUCUUUUGGCUGGGCAUUUUCACUGGACCAAGUCUGUUGUGUAGCUUGUAUUUGAUCCUGUGAGAGAGUACUUCAGCCGGCGAUAAUUAGAAAUGUCACGUUGAUCUUUAUUCCUGAAUAAGAUCCUCGUCACCUAAAAUAGCAAUAAUAUAGAGAAUGAUCACAUCUAUCGAAAUGACGAAUGGCACUGUGUUGGCAAUAUGAUGGUUGUUGAACCAAAGCUUUUAUAACAUAUCGAAUAUUCUUGCAUACGAAUAACCACGUCCCCAAUCGCGCCAUCGCCAAACAAGUCCCAAAC
Fusarium verticillioides 7600 is the source of this 3477-nucleotide messenger RNA. RefSeq names its product sterol O-acyltransferase. The coding region runs from base 1281 to 3242 and encodes 653 amino acids. The record is from RefSeq and is a predicted model, not a curated record. The transcript is spliced from 7 exons. Gene Ontology annotation, cellular component: endoplasmic reticulum membrane. Gene Ontology annotation, molecular function: ergosterol O-acyltransferase activity. Lineage: Eukaryota; Fungi; Ascomycota; Sordariomycetes; Hypocreales; Nectriaceae. Gene Ontology annotation, biological process: ergosterol metabolic process.